AACUGGAAAAGAAAAUAAUGAAGAAGGAAAAACAAAGGUCCCGCCUAUUCUGAAAAAAAAAACUCCAGAACGGCGUCGUUGGGUUCCCUUCACCCAAAUUUCUCCACACACUCAGUGCAAUUCAUUUUCCCUCAAGCAAAACUGCCUCACCGUUGAUGGAGGGCGGUGACGCAGCGAACAUGCUGCGCAUUCUGGUGGCCACCGAUUGCCACCUCGGGUACAUGGAGAAGGACGAGGUGCGCCGCCACGACUCCUUCCACGCCUUCGAGGAGAUUUGCGCCAUUGCCGAGCGCCAGGGCGUGGACUUCGUUCUCCUUGGCGGCGACCUCUUCCACGAGAACAAGCCGUCGCGGUCAACGCUAGUCAAGGCCAUCGAGAUUCUCCGCCGCUACUGCCUCAACGACCGCCCCGUCCCGUUCCAAGUCGUCAGCGACCAGACGCUCAAUUUCCAGAACGCGUUUGGUCACGUGAACUAUGAGGAUCCUCACUUCAAUGUUGGCUUGCCGGUUUUUACCAUUCAUGGAAAUCAUGAUGAUCCUGCUGGUGUGGGUUUGGAUGGGAGGUAGAAUCGCAAAAGAGGCUAAUGAUUAUCCAUGUGGGCUUGGGGGAAAUACUAGUAUACUUUUACCUUGUUAUAGCUCCAUACAAGUCAUAAGUAUCUGGACUAGUGUUUGUUUAUUUCACCACUAUUUGUUUUGCUUCAAGAGGGCGUUAGAUGAAGAUGUAUUACUAGUUAUAAUUUCUGUCUUUCCUUUCCUUUUUUCUUAAUUUUUUUUUUGUAAGGACUGGAGUUGUUGGUCUUGUACUUAGCAUUGUUGCAAGAUAAAUUCAGAAUAAGAUUGAUAAAUGUGUUAUUACAAAUAAACAUUUUUUGAGAAAAUGCACAUGGGCAAAGUAAAGC
Vigna umbellata (rice bean) is the source of this 901-nucleotide messenger RNA. NCBI's taxonomy places the organism in Eukaryota, Viridiplantae, Streptophyta, Magnoliopsida, Fabales, Fabaceae. The record is from RefSeq and is a predicted model, not a curated record.